Molecule: messenger RNA, 483 nt
Organism: Puccinia graminis f. sp. tritici CRL 75-36-700-3
Lineage: Eukaryota; Fungi; Basidiomycota; Pucciniomycetes; Pucciniales; Pucciniaceae
Exons: 3
Coding region: 1-483 (160 amino acids)
Source: RefSeq, a predicted model, not a curated record
AUGGCACUCCUCAAGGAUAUUCCAGUAGAGUCGAAGGCCAACAAACUUCCAGACGAGCUUGUACAUCUAGAAGACAAUUCACUUGUGGAACGAAUCACUACUCGAUCGGUUGAAUUAUACCGGGAUCAGCCGAAGGAGCUUCAAGUGAAAGCGGUGUUUCGCUGGUUCGAGGUCAUCAUACGUGAUGAUCAGGUCCGAGAGAAGAAACUGGUCAAUAUAUCCGCGAUCAAUCUCACAAAGAUGAGUUUGAACGUUGCUACGAUUAAGCAGAUCCUCAAAGGAGCUUUCAGCUUUGUGUACUUGGUGAGUGGCCUGCCCUCUGGUCAAAUUAGAGCUGGCCCCGGCGCAUCCGGAUAUCCGUUCGGAUUCGGAUAUCCGCUCACGUUUUCAGCAAAAUCAGACAUCCGCAUCUGCAUCCGCUGGCGGGUAUCCGCUGGCGCUGGCGGGUAUCCGCGCGGAUAUCCACGGAUAUCCGCCCCUUAA